AUGGCUGAUUGUAUCGUUCACUAUGACUCAAUAGACACAUCUGGUGAUAAAUUAGUUCGACCAAAUCCAAACACAUUUGAAACUCUGCUUGAAUGCAAGAAAAUACGAGAGAGUCUUGGCAGUGAAAACCAUCACGUCGAUCAAUGCAAUAAAAUUCCAGAGAAUUUGGGAGAAAUUGAGUACUUCUACCAUCGAAAAUGUUUUCAAAAGUUUGUAUACGCCAAAGCGUUAUUGAAACGGAAAGCAAGCAAAGAAAACGAUCAAGGUUGUAGUAGCAAACUUCAAAGAACAACAAGAAAGGCAUCACAAAGUGCCGAAGCUACUAGCUCCAGAGGACUCUUUCCGAAUAUCUGUAUGAUUUGUAAGAAGACAGACCUAAAGGUGAAAGGUGUACGUCAGCCACUGUCUAGGAUUGUCACCGAUACUGCAGAGAGAACAUUUAAAGAAGCAACUGUUGCUCAGAAUGACUUAGAAAUGAUCAGAGCCGUCACAGAAAAUGAUUUAAUAGCGAAGGAAUUUCAAAAACACGAGAAGUGCUAUCUAGAAUAUACUAGGGUCGUCGGGAAAAUGGCUGAACCAACUGAAAGUACUAGUGAUGAGCUGCAACUCGGUGACUACGAUGCAGUUCUUUCUUUGGUAGAGAAUGAUAUUAUAGGAGGGCAGCAAUGUUUGUCGAUGGAAACACUAAAUGACGAGAUAUACUGGUAA
This is a messenger RNA of Paramuricea clavata, 708 nucleotides long. Lineage: Eukaryota; Metazoa; Cnidaria; Anthozoa; Malacalcyonacea; Plexauridae. The record is from the annotation of a GenBank genome assembly.